Mycosarcoma maydis (corn smut) is the source of this 1545-nucleotide messenger RNA. RefSeq lists its product as uncharacterized. The transcript has a single exon. The coding region runs from base 1 to 1545 and encodes 514 amino acids. The record is from RefSeq and is a predicted model, not a curated record. NCBI's taxonomy places the organism in Eukaryota, Fungi, Basidiomycota, Ustilaginomycetes, Ustilaginales. Gene Ontology annotation, molecular function: oxidoreductase activity, acting on paired donors, with incorporation or reduction of molecular oxygen; monooxygenase activity.
AUGUCGGCCCCUACAGCUACCAACGAUACGGCGGCUGCUGUUGGUCAGCUCAACGUCAACGAGAAUGGCUCGUCCCAGAAGCGCAUUAUCCUAUACGCAUUUAUGAUGGGCUGUUCAGGCCACCAGUCUCCGGGGCUCUGGACGCACGCAGCCGACCGUUCUCGAUAUCACAACAAGCUAUCCUACUGGACCGACCAUGCCAAGCUGCUCGAAUCGGCGCACUUUGACGGACUCUUCCUCGCCGACGUCCUCGGAGGGUACGACGUGUAUGCCGGCAACCUCGAUGCGGCACUUUCGUCGGGUGCUCAAUUCCCCGUGAUCGAUCCACUUUUGCUCAUCUCUGCUAUGGCUGCAGCUACUACCAAUUUGUCCUUCGGUAUCACAGCCACUACUUCGUACGUUCACCCUUACGAACUCGCUCGAAGGUUUUCCACGCUCGAUCAUCUGACCAACGGUCGAGUGGGAUGGAACGUCGUUACCGGAUACCUGGAUUCGGCGGCGCGACAAUUCGGUGCCAAGAACCAAGAUUUGCACGCCAAGCGAUACGAAGUCGCCGACGAAUACAUGGACGUUGUCUACAAGUUGUGGGAAAGCUCAUGGGCGGAUGAUGCGGUGGUUCACGAUGCCGGGAAACCGAUCUAUACGCGUCCAGAACGCGUGCGAGAGAUCAAUCACAAGGGCAAGUACUUUGAGUCGGUUCCUGGGCCGCAUAUUUGCGAGCCGUCUGCUCAGCGUACGCCGGUGAUCUACCAGGCUGGAUCGUCGGGACCAGGUAUGGCAUUUGCGGCUAAGCAUGCCGAGGUGAUUUUCAUCGCAGCGCACAAGCCCGAAGUUGCCAAGAAGCGUGUGGAUGCAGCUAGGCAGGGCGCCGAAGCUGCCGGUCGCGAUCCUGCCUCGCUCAAGGUACUUGCACUUGUUUGUCCGAUCAUUGGUAAAACCGACGCCGAGGCUGAAGAGAAAUACCAGGACUAUUUGAAACACGGAUCGGAUGAAGGUGCACUGGCUCUUUUCGGCGGUUGGACCGGAAUUGACUUGUCCACUUAUUCCGAAGACGAGGAGCUCCGAGCCACGGAAAGUAACGCUAUCAAAUCCGCCGUCGAGAACUUCGCCACCCAAGACCCCACAGUCCCCAAAUGGAACAAGAAGGCGGUCGCCAACAAAAUCAAACUCGGCGGCCUAGGCCCCACCAUCGUCGGCGGCCCCGAAUCCAUCGCCGACCAGCUCCAGGCUUGGGUCGACAACGCCGGUGUCGACGGCUUCAACCUCGCCUACACGCUGGCCCCAGGAACAUUCCAAGACUUUGUAGAAUUGGUCGUGCCCAUCUUGGAAAAACGAGGCGUCGUCUGGAACAACUAUCCCCAAGUCCAACAGCCUGCGCAAGACCAAGUCGCCGAUGGCCCCAAGCAAGGCUUCGGUAUCAACGAAAAGAUCGGUAUCACUUCAAGGGAAAAGCUCUACGGUGUAGGUCAGAAGACACUCAGGAAAGAUCACUAUGCUUCCAAAUUCACUUGGAAAGCUGGUCUCGAUGCUCCCGCCCUCGAGUAA